This is a messenger RNA of Eutrema salsugineum, 3431 nucleotides long. RefSeq names its product homeobox-leucine zipper protein HDG5. Bases 439 to 2952 code for a protein of 837 amino acids. The record is from RefSeq and is a predicted model, not a curated record. The transcript is spliced from 11 exons. Lineage: Eukaryota; Viridiplantae; Streptophyta; Magnoliopsida; Brassicales; Brassicaceae. Gene Ontology annotation, biological process: regulation of DNA-templated transcription. Gene Ontology annotation, molecular function: lipid binding; DNA binding; DNA-binding transcription factor activity, RNA polymerase II-specific.
ACAAGAGAAAGUGAAAGAAAAUCUCUAUCUUUUUGGUAGAAAAGAGAAAAAAUAAAAGUCAAAAGAAAAAAAGUGGAUUAUCUAGUUUGUGUUGUGUGUUCUUGAAUGCAUGUUUUUUCAUCUCUUUUAAAAAAAAUUUCCCAGUUCGAUCCAGAAAUAAUUACACACAGAAACUACACAAUCCCUAUUUUUCUCAUCAAUGUUUUCCCAGUUCGAUCCAAAAAUAAUUACACACAGAAACUACACAAUCCCUAUUUUUCUCAUCAAUGUUCAGAUACUGUCUUAAUUGUUUUUUUUUCAGCUGGACCUGUUUUUUCUUAGAUUAUUUUGAAAAAAAAAAUCAGUAGCAAUAAAUGUUUUUAUCAGUUACGUUUUGGUGCAUUAAAUUAAAAAUAUUUUCUGAACUAUGAAACGAUCUAGCUGUCGUCUCUGCAAGUGAUGUUGACUAUAGGAGAAGGAAAUGUGAUGACUUCAGACAACAGAUUCGCUUCACCGCCACCACCAUCUUCUUCUUCUCCGGCAACAAUCCAAAACCCUAAUUUUAAUUUCAUCCCUUUCAACUCAUUUUCCUCCAUUAUCCCGAAGGAGGAACAUGGGAUGAUGAGUAUGAUGAUGAUGAUGGGAGAUGGAGCAGUAGAGGAAAUGAUGGAAAACGGGUCGGUGGGUGGGUCAUUCGGGUCGGGAAGUGAACAGGCAGAAGAUCCAAAGUCCGGAAACGAGUUUGAUGGUAAUGAACUUCAAGACGAUGAACAACAACCUCCUCCUGCUAAGAAGAAACGUUACCACAGACAUACUAAUCGUCAGAUCCAAGAAAUGGAAGCAUUGUUUAAAGAAAACCCUCACCCAGACGACAAACAAAGACAGAGAUUAAGUCAUGAACUUGGUCUCAAGCCUCGACAGGUCAAGUUUUGGUUCCAAAAUAGGCGUACCCAAAUGAAGGCACAACAAGACAGAGCAGAAAAUGUGAUGUUAAGGGCAGAUAACGAUAAUCUUAAGUCGGAGAAUUCUCAUCUUCAGGCGGAGCUACGGUGCCUCUCCUGCCCUUCUUGCGGCGGCCCCACCGUCCUUGGUGACAUUCCUUUCAACGAACUCCACAUUGAGAACUGUCGCCUCCGUGAAGAGCUUGAUCGUCUAUGCUCCAUUGCUUCAAGAUACACUGGACGUCCGAUGCAAUCCAUGCCAUCAUCUCAGCCGUUGAUGAAUCCUCCUGCUCCGGAGCUUCCACAUCAACAACCUUCAUUGGAGCUAGACAUGAGCGUAUACGCUGGAAACUUUCCAGAACAUCCUUGUUCAGACUUGAUGUUGCUUCCUCCACAAGACACUGCUUGUUUCUUCCCAGACCAAACUAACAACAACAGCAACAACAACAACAUGUUACUUGAGGAUGAAGAAAAGGUUGUCGCCAUGGAAUUCGCUGUCUCUUGCCUCCAAGAACUAACUAAAAUGUGUAACACAGAAGAGCCUCUGUGGAUUGAGAAGAAAUCGGACAAGAUCGGCGGCAAGAUUUUGUGUCUGAACGAGGAAGAGUACAUGAGGUUGUUCCCAUGGCCAAUGGAGAAUCAUAACAACAACAACAACAACAACAACAACAAAGGAGGUUUUCGUAGAGAAGCUUCAAAGGCAAACACAGUUGUUAUUAUGAACAGCAUAACGCUUGUUGACGCGUUUCUUAAUGCUGAUAAGUGGUCGGAGAUGUUCUGUUCAAUUGUGGCUAGGGCAAAAACGGUUCAGAUAAUUUCAUCUGGAGUUUCUGGAGCUAGUGGUUCUCUUCUACUGAUGUAUGCAGAGUUACAGGUGUUAUCUCCAUUGGUUCCAACUCGUGAAGCUUAUUUUCUACGGUACGUGGAACAAAACGCAGAGACCGGGAACUGGGCAAUCGUUGAUUUCCCGAUCGAUAGCUUCCACGACCAGAUCCAGCCACUGAACACUACCAAUACUCCUAAUGAGUAUAGGAGAAAACCUUCAGGCUGCAUCAUUCAAGACAUGCCAAACGGAUACUCACAAGUCAAGUGGGUCGAGCACGUGGAAGUAGACGAGAGGCACGUGCACGAGACCUUUGCCGAGUAUGUGAAAAGCGGUACGGCGUUUGGAGCUAACCGUUGGCUCGACGUGUUGCAGAGACAAUGCGAGAGGAUGGCUAGUCAAAUGGCUAGAAACAUAACCGACCUUGGAGUGAUUCGGUCUGCAGAAGCGAGGAGGAACAUGAUGAGGUUAUCACAGAGGAUGAUGAGGACAUUUUGUGUGAACAUAAGCACUUCUUACGGACAAUCUUGGACGGCUUUGUCUGAGACAAGCAAGGACACUGUGAGGAUCACGACGAGGAAAACGUGCGAGCCUGGUCAGCCUACUGGAGUUGUUCUUGCUGCUGUCUCAACCACUUGGCUUCCAUUUUCUCACCUUAAAGUCUUCGAUCUUCUCCGUGAUCAACAUCACCACUCUCUGUUGGAGGUUUUGUUCAAUGGGAAUUCACCUCAUGAAAUUGCUCAUAUCGCUAAUGGUUCACAUCCUGGAAACUGCAUCUCUCUUCUUCGAAUCAACGUAGCGAGCAAUUCAUGGCAUAACGUGGAGCUGAUGCUUCAAGAGAGCUGCAUCGAUAACUCCGGCAGCUUAAUCGUCUACUCCUCCGUCGACGUCGACUCAAUCCAGCACGCGAUGAACGGCGAGGAUCCUUCCGGUAUUCCUCUUUUGCCCCUCGGGUUCUCCGUCGUCCCCGUGGAUCCACCGGAUCAUGUCGAGGGUAAUUCCGUCAAUUCGCUUUCUCCGCCGUCGUGCCUUCUCACCGUCGGGAUUCAGGUCUUGGCGAGCAACGUCCCCACCGCGAAACCUAAUCUCUCCACCGUCACAACCAUCAACAACCACCUUUGCUCCAUCGUCAAUCAGAUCACUUCCGUCCUCAGCAGCACCAUUUCUCCGGCGAUCGCAUCGGCCUCCGCCCUUUCCAAGCAAGAGUGACCGAAUUACCCCUAAACCUCCUUUGCCUUGUGAACUUCAGAGUAGUCCCGAGUCAGGGGUACGAUGGUAACUUAGGUGUUAUAAGAGGGAGGUUCUGAGGUAAUUCGGUUAUGGAGUCGAGGGUAUUUUAGUAAAUAAUGUAGCAUCUAAAUGGAUAAGCCUUUUAGGUAAUUUUCGGUUUAUGGUAAGGGUAAAACGGGAGUUUUAAGUUAAUGUUUUUGGCUUCUUUUUUGGGAGGGUCAAAAUGGGUAUUUAAGACAAGAAAACAGAGGAAGUCAAGAACGCACCAGGUAGGUUAUGUUGACCCUUUUUUUUUCUGAUCCGGAUUAUCGGUUUAACCGGUUUUUCGGAUAAACAGAAAAGCGUAGCUGGUUCGGGUAUUGACUUUCUACUUGGUUGAAAUCCUUUUUGAGAUACUUUGGCUUAUUUGCAAUGAAAAUGCUACCAACUUUCUGGCUUUUCAUAUUUAAUGCUUUGUU